GUUAUGGCUCCCUAAACACAGCAAAGACCCACGCAUAAGCUGUUAGGACGGACUGCUACUCGUUGGUCCUUGUCUUGCUCAUGACUAAUUUGAUUUCGAGCGUGCUGUACAUGGUUUCGUUGGAGUUGUUUGUCCCAUCUCUCAACCUAGCUCCUAAAGAUGGGCUUCAAAAUCGCGCUUGGAAGCGUACUACUCGCAUCAACCGCUGCCUGGAACACUGACGUGCACAACCAGAUCGGCUUCAUGGCCGAGCAGUUCCUCCAUGCAGAAACCAUUGCUGUUGUAGAGGAGAUCCUCGAACCCCAGUAUAAUGGUUCCAUAGGUAGAGCUGCCGCCUGGGCCGACGCCUAUGCCCACACCGAUGAAGGCCGAUUCUCGUAUCAAUGGCAUUGGAUCACCACUCACGACUCGGCCCCCAAAACCUGCAACCUAAACUACACUGAUGAUUGCUCUCCUGGUGGCUGCGUCGUCUCGGCCAUUGCAAAUCAGACAGAGAUACUCAAAGCUUGCAUCCAAGACGUCAAGGCUGGGAGUCUGAGCGGAGGGAGCAACUUGACCUGUUCCUACGCCUUGAAAUGGGUCACUCACUACAUUGGAGAUAUUACACAGCCUCUGCACGCCUCGGGACGCGCCGUUGGCGGGAACCUGAUCCCUGUGAUCUUUGAUGGAGAACGUGCGAAUUUGCAUGCUGCAUGGGACAAGUUCAUCCCUUAUGCGGAUGCUAAGGUGACAGGGUUCUCCAACGAGUCCAUCGACCCCUUCUUCCAAAACCUCCUUACCCGCAUCCGACAAGACCAGUUCUUCGAAGCUCCUUACAUGUGGCUUUCUUGCAGCAAUCCCAAUACACCCGUCACGUGCGCCACGCGUUGGGCGGAGGAGACCAAUGCCUGGAACUGCGACUACGUCUAUAAGCACUUUGACAAUUCGACCGACCUUGCAACCAAUGGCUACGCUGCAGGCGCUAUUCCCAUUGUCGAACUUCAGAUUAGCAAGGCUGCGCUGAGGUUAGGGACGUGGUUGAACAAGUUGGUCGAGGAGUCGAAAUGGUAUCGUCCAGGCCAGCAGGUGGUGCUGCUGAACGAUGAUGCCGAAGAUGAAGAGUGAUAACACACAAUCGAGAUCAACAAAUCAUGGUCAAUCAUCGAGCAGUUUCGAGAACAAAGGUGACAUAACUCUGUUCUUGAUGCGCUGCGGGAGCUCCCCGCGGGACCCCACAUCGGCAUCUCAUGGUUCCCCACAUUCUGCCCUGGCAUCCAUGUUAACAUGCACUGUGUAACCGUCGAUCUACGAAAUGGAACCUUACAAGCUUUUCUCAUACAGACAUUUCUGCUCUAACCACGUUCCAGACUUCAAGCAUGGCAUUAAACGAGUUGAAGGAAAACGUCACAGCCCAGGUAAACGCCCCCCUAAAGAACACUCAGCGGAAGCCUAUGGCCGGUCUACUUCAUCCU
Messenger RNA from Westerdykella ornata, 1451 nucleotides. RefSeq names its product nuclease PA3. Gene Ontology annotation, molecular function: endonuclease activity; nucleic acid binding. The record is from RefSeq and is a predicted model, not a curated record. Lineage: Eukaryota; Fungi; Ascomycota; Dothideomycetes; Pleosporales; Sporormiaceae. Gene Ontology annotation, biological process: DNA catabolic process. Bases 160 to 1104 code for a protein of 314 amino acids. The transcript has 3 exons.